AAAAUGCUAAGUUUUUGCACGGAUACACUAACUAAUAAUGAGAUUUUCUUUUCUGUAAUUUGGGAAUAUUUAAAGAUUUGUUAAUUAAUUUUAAUAAAUAAUUUAAUGAUUCCAAUGAGCAAAGACUAUUCAAGUGUGUAACGACCCAGUAACCAAGUGUAAUGGCUAAUUAAUUAUUUGCAUUAAAACUACGACGAAACAACGACGACAAGUGAAAAGUACGAGAAAAAAAAAAACACUAUUCAUACGCCUUAAAAAGCACAGCACACUCACAUACAUCUUGGAAAGAGAUUAAGAAACGACCGAUCGAGUAAACGACAUCUGAAUCUUUUUUGUGGAAAAACAAAUAGAAAACGAUAUAAGCCAAAUAAAAAAUAAACACGGGCCAUCAGGCGACGGCAAAAAGCGAAAAUAGAUAACAAAGACUCCAUCAAGGCCAUCGGAAAGAAAAUUAAACAAAACUAGCCGACAUUAAUUGAAAUUUUAAACAAGUACGAAGUAGGCAAACCAACUAACCAGCCAGCCAACCAACCAACAAUAGGUGUAAAUACACAAACAUACAAAAAGAGAGAGAUAGGCAAACACAUACACAGGCACAUCCAGCGGAGAGGAAGAGACCGGCUUAGAACGCAAAUCCGAGGCUAGUGGAGGCGUUUGCCGCAACCACUUAGCUGUCAAUGUCCGGUAAUAAUCAAGCUCAGAUCGGCACUAAUGUCGGUGCUGGUGCUGGAGGUGGUGGCAAUGGUGGCGGCGGCGGUGGGGGUAGUGCUGGUAGUAGUGGAGGCAGUUCACAAUAUGUACACCACAACAUACCACAGGCACAGCACAACACAACACCACCCCAGAUAAUAGCUGCUGGUGCGACAGCAACCUCUAGUUCAUCAGCAGAUGCUGUAAAUAACAUGGCAGCUGAUUCAUCGCCGCGCGAAUCUGGCGACGACUCGGAGGAUGAAAGUGAAAUUCUCGAAGAGUCUCCUUGUGGGAGAUGGUUGAAGCGACGGGAGGAGGUCGAUCAACGUGAUAUACCCGGUAUUGAUUGUGUCCAUCUGGCUAUGGACACGGAAGAGGGUGUGGAAGUCGUCUGGAACGAGUUGCAAUAUACCAGUAUACAGGAACUUAAAUCGCAGGAGGAUAAGAUGCGUCAGGUCUUUGAUAAUCUCCUGCAGCUGGAUCACCAGAAUAUAGUCAAGUUCCAUCGAUAUUGGACAGACAUUCAAAACCCCGAACGGCCGCGAGUGAUUUUUAUAACGGAAUACAUGUCGUCCGGUUCUUUAAAACAGUUCCUUAAGCGCACCAAGCGCAACUCCAAGCGCCUCCCUUUGGAGGCAUGGCGUCGUUGGUGCACACAAAUUCUUUCAGCGCUUAACUAUUUGCAUUCCUGCGUACCGCCCAUCAUCCAUGGCAAUCUAACCUGUGAUAGCAUUUUCAUCCAGCACAACGGUCUUGUCAAAAUUGGCACCGUUGUGCCCGAUGCAGUCCAUCAUAGCAUUCGCCAACAGCAACAGCACAAAGCCGUUGAACAUGGUGCCCUACAUUUCAUGGCUCCCGAAUAUGGUGAAGUUCGUCAGCUCACCGCCGCCGUCGAUAUUUACGCCUUUGGCAUGUGUGCUCUCGAGAUGGCCGCUCUGGAGAUACAAAAUAGUGAACCCAAUACAGCCAUCCACGAAAAGACAAUAUUAAGGACCAUAAAUAGUCUGGAAAAUGAUUUGCAACGUGAUUUAAUCUAUAAAUGCUUGCGAAGGAAUCGUUCCGAACGACCCAAAGCCAGUGAUUUACUUUUUCAUCCACUACUAUUUGAGGUGCACUCGCUUAAACUACUGACUGCCCAUUGCCUGAUAUUUUCUUCCUCGAAUCGUACAAUGUUCUCAGAGACGGUCAUUGAUGGCAUGAUGCAACGUUACAAUCGGCCCGAGGUGAUAAUGGCCUAUGUGAAAUUUACUCAAAAUGCUGUCAGUGAAGAAGAUCAGCCAGAAUCAAGUCCAGCGAAUGUCGAAUCGCCAACAGCGGGCGGAGAUGAGUCGCAACAGCAGCAAUUGGCCAGUGGUCCUAAGACCUAUAUCAGAGAGUAUCGUCUGGCCGAUGUACCCACGGCUGAUAAACUGGAAAAAUUCGUAGAAGAUGUUAAAUAUGGUGUUUAUCCCUUGACGGCCUUUAGCGGCAAGAAACCACCGCAUUUUCGCUCCAGAGCAGCCUCACCCGAACGGGCCGAUUCUGUGAAGUCGGCCACCCCAGAACCUGUAGAUAUUGAGUCACGUCGUAUUGUCAAUAUGAUGUGUAGUGUAAAAAAAUUAAAGGAGGGCAGCAGUGAUAUUCUGAUGACCAUAUUAUUGCGUAUGGACGAUAAGAUGAAUCGACAAUUAUCAUGUGAUGUCACUGAAAGUGAUACCGCAGCGGAUUUAACCCAAGAACUAGUGCGCUUAGGUUUUGUACAUACUGAGGAUCAAGACAAGAUACAGGCCCUGCUGGAGGAGACCUUACGCAGCACCUUCUCAGAGGGGGGAGCGGCCUUUGGUGAGUAUGGGGCACAGGAGAGAACAUUUAGUGCUACGAUUAAUGAGCAACAGAGUACCACCACAAUAUCCGGUACAACAAGCAAUACUAGCAAUAGCAACAACAACAACAACGGUAAUAACAACAACAACAAUAAUAAUGCCAUAAUGAUGACAACAAAGACAUUGCCAACAGCAGCAGCAAGCAGCAGCACAUUACCAUCCACAGCAGCAAACAACCUAACAGCGGCAACUGGGGCAGCAGCAGCAGCGGUGGGGCCAUCUGCAAAUAUAAUGACAACAUUAAAUCAAAUGGAAAGGAAUUGGUCGGUGGCUGACACUGAUGCUGUUGCGGCGGCCUCAUUAAUGAUGCGCGCCCAGAAUCCUACGCAAAUGAGUUCAGCAAUAGCCUCACCCCUGCCCCCCAAUGCAGCUGCAGCAACAGCCUUGGGCUUAGCGGGCACAGUAACGGUGCCCAUGGUUGCCUCAGACCCGCUAGCCGGCCAUGUCAUGUAUGUGCCCCAUGAGCAAAUGCAGCAAAUUCAUCAACAUCAGCAUCCCCCGCCCACACAGCAACCAGCACCACAACAGCAUCCCUCACAACAGAUGUCACCUCCACAGCAACAUGUGAUGCAGCAACAGCAACAGCAUAUGCAACAGCAGCAGCAGCAGCAACUACAACACAUAGAUCCUUCCAUGAUGUCAAUGGAUGUGACAGAUCAGAGCAUGGCUACAACGCUUGGUGGAGUUGGCCAUCUACAGUACAUGAAUCCCCUAAGUGGUGCCAACAAUGCCCCGGUCUCCAGCAGCAGCAACACUAGCAACACUGCAAUGUAUCCACAUCUUACCAACAUUUCCGUUAAUCCUAACCCUCAACCGCCGAAUGCCGCCAACACCAACACCACCGCCGUCACCUAUGCGUCUCCCUCAACCACUAUUAAUUAAUAAAUAGUAUUUUUAAUUUACCUUAAGGUAGUUAUGCCCCAAACUGAAUGUUUUAAAAACAAAUCAAUUCUCUUUCUCCUCUUCCUCAAACCUUUUUUUUUUACAAGUUUUUGCUAUACAAAAAAAAUACACACAAAGAAAAAGGCCAACACAGAAGAGUAAUAAGAAAAACUAACUCAUUUCAAUUAGUCGUCUCUUGUAAGAGUAAGAAAACAGCAAUCCUUCUUCUAGAUUGUAUAGAGAGUAUUACAGUCAGACAGUUUAAGGCACCAACAACUCUGCUAGCUCCAACUCCUUCCAUUGUUUGUCCUAACCAUUAAGCUUAGCAAGAGGUUUAAUUAAUAGUGGCGCCCACAUUAUAAUUCGAACACAUACACACACACACACACACCAAGACACUGUUAUAGCCUAGCGGAGAGAGUCCUAAACAUUAUGAAAAAACAAAACAAAAAAUGUGAAAAGAGACUGUGAACGAGUAUAAUUAUUAAUUUUAUUAGUUUUUUUUUUUUUUGGUUAAAAAUAUGUUAUUUUUACUUUAAUAUUAAUUCAAAAAAACAUAAAACAAUGCAAGAAAUAAAGUUAAAAACAAAAUUUGUUUAAACAAAAAAAAAAACCCAAAAAUCCUUUGAGAGUUUUUUAGAAAAUAAAGAAAAAAAACCAAACCCCUACGGACUAAAGUAACUCUUUGGUACUUUUUAGAAAAUCUAUGAAAUUAAAGAAAACACACAAGACAAGAAAAUGGCUUCCAAAAAGAAGAAAACUAAAACUUAAAAUAGCAAAACCACAAAAAACAAAAAUAAACGCAAAUCCAUUAUCUCAUUAUUUAAACAAUGACAAGACCAUGACUAGGACAGUGACGGCAACAAUGACUACGACGACGACGACAACCCAUUAAGAGAAAACCAAAUACCCCAUAAACCUCCAUAAUUUGCUUGAUAAAUAAAUCCAAAUAAAUAUUAACAUUUUUCAAUUUACGCUGUGUAAACUAAAAUUUGAAACAAAAAAAAAACAAAAACAAAUUCAAACAAAAACAAAAAAUAUACAUAUAAAUAUAUUUAAAUGACUGUGACUACUCAUAUAUACAAACAAUGCAUACAUACAUUAAAACAUACUAUUCAUUUCUAAGCAUACACAUAAAAUCCAUUUGGACUACAUACAUAUAAAGAGAGAGAGAAGAUCCACCCUGCCCCCCAAUGCCUGUUCCUCCUUCUCCUCAUCUUCCCACACAUAACCCUACCCCCUACAUCAUUGAAAAAAAAAGAAAAACAAUUGUGCGCUUUAUUAUUACUAAAAGUUAUUAUUAUUAUUACUAUUAUUAUUAUUAUUAUUGAUUAUGAUCAGUAAAUAAAUCUUUACAUUAAAAAAAAAACAAACAAGAAGCAAGCUCUUAAUAAUGAUAAAUUAAACAAAGAUAAAAACUAAUCGACAUUUCGAUCAAACAUAAUGAUGAUGAUGUUGAUGAUGAUGAUGAUGCUCUUGAUUGAUUGCAAAUAUGCUAGAAAAUAAAGAUCUGCUGCUCGAAAAUAAAACGAUCUAUAAACAAGAAACACAAAACAAACAUAAUAUGAAAACAAAACCCCAAACUACUCACACACACACACACAUAACAAACUAAAUAGAUGAUGAUGAUAAAAACAAAAUCAACAACAACAAAAUAUUAAAAAAAAAACAAACAAAAACAAAUCAUAGCUUAUUUAAAUGUAUUUAUUGUAAUUCAUACAUAAUAUCCAAGACAACAUACAUACAUACAUCAAGCAAAAACAUGCUUACACAAGAUAUUGACAAAAAAAGCAAAACAUUUUUUGUUUUUUUAAGAAAAACAAACGCCAUUUCUAAAUACUAUAUAUAAUAAAAAUAAUAAUUCUAUUUUGCAGUAGCAUAAAAUAAAGUCAUCAAUAAAAUA
Molecule: messenger RNA, 5337 nt
Organism: Stomoxys calcitrans (stable fly)
Lineage: Eukaryota; Metazoa; Arthropoda; Insecta; Diptera; Muscidae
Gene: Madm
Product: nuclear receptor-binding protein homolog
Exons: 2
Coding region: 678-3434 (918 amino acids)
Biological process (GO): protein phosphorylation; intracellular signal transduction; endoplasmic reticulum to Golgi vesicle-mediated transport
Cellular component (GO): cytoplasm; endomembrane system
Molecular function (GO): ATP binding; protein kinase activity
Source: RefSeq, a predicted model, not a curated record